AUGGCUUCUUGUUGUAGUGAUGAAUACUCUGAUCAUACUGACUAUAUAUGCCAAAAAGGCCUAUGGAAGUAAAUAUUGAGAGAGUACGCAAGAUGGUUCUGUAACUGUUAACAAAACGGUUGUCAACCAAUGAAAAUUCUCCAUUUGUGCAGCAUGCAUGUGCCGUUCCCUUUCAGUAAUAACCAUUCCCGAGUUAUGUUGAUCUCUGAGAUAUAUUUUCUGCUUAAUUACAGUCUCAACAAAGCCAGAGUGGGACAAGUUGUCAGGUAUGCUGCUUAAUUUACGUUCACUAAAGGUUCCUAAAUAAAGGAAAGAUGAUGGCUAUGCUUAAAAUCAAGAGUAGAAAUCCAUUGCAAAAAGUGGAUGGGACGAAACCGGCAAACAGACGUAAUUUAUUGUAGAUUACUGAUAUUAUAUACGAAUGUUCAAAAAAAUGAGGGGGGCGACGCGUAAUAAUCUUUACUCAUAAAGGCGAGCUUUAAUUUAGUCUUUGAAAUAUAUUCUCAGAAAUUUGAGAUUUGUCUCUCAAACGUUAGUGACUCAUUAGGCAUUGAUUUUUACACUAAUAAUCAAUUUUGUAAAUUUAGCGACAUUUCUGAAGUUUAGAAAAUUGCCAUUGAGUACUGAUGAAGCAAAGGCAAGCGGAUGGGUUCAAACCGCUUCAUGUAAAGGUAUAAAACAUUUAAUGUAUAGCCAACAGCUAUAUUGUUUAUAGCCCGCGUGCAGGCCAACCGAGGGAGUUCCCUCGAUGGGCCUGCACGCGGGCUAUAUUGUUUAGAAUAGUUUUUAGCUGGGUGUCUGCCAAUCUCGUUCCCCGAGCCUGCGAUCCUCGGGAAGGAACAUGAGGCUCUGGGAUAAUCCGUUUCAGGGAGGAAUCUGAUUGGCCGUUGAAAUGGAAUGUGCAGUUCAAUCUUAGCCAGGAUUCCUGGCUUCCUGCAACGGAUUAUCCCAGAGCCUCGCGUUCCUUCCCGAGGAUCGCAGGCUUGGGGAACGAGAUUGGGUGUCCGCAACAACGAUUAGCCAAUUACCAGGGCCGCCCAGAGGGGGGGGGGCAAAAGGGGAUUGGGCCCCUUUACUUAAUACAUGAUAUAUGAGCGAAUAAAGAACAAUUUCGAUCUGUGGGUCAGUUCAGUGACCAAACCCAGCUCCGCGGUUGACCUUUACCCGUUUCCGACUAUAAGGUAUGUGGUCUGACAAAUUGGUAUAAGUAUUAGGCUGUGUGUUGUGACCUCGAAAAGUUCCUAGAAAACGAUUUUCAUUUAGCAUGUAUUGGAUCUGAAAUAUAUUUAUUGGAACUAACACUUUCGAACACGGUGAGUUCAAAUCCGAAAAGUUCUCGUUCCGUAGACUCGCAGUUUUCUCACAAACUGCUAUUUUAUCUUCGCUAAUUUCGUAGCAAAUGUUUUCAUUGUUCAACCAGUUCUACGGCACGGAUCGAUGACGAUACACGAUUAUGUCACUCAAAAGGACCAACAAAAGACCAGUUUUGCUCGAAUCAUUUUGAGUUAUGUAAUCUUAUGCGUGUUGGACGCAAACAACAUAUCUUGUCUACAAGUUUGAGAAGGUACAGAUCAGCUCUUUCUAAAAUCCUUAGUUCUGGCUUUAUAUCUCUAUAAAAUCACAAGGACGCCGUUAAUGUUAAGUCUUUGGGCUAUGUCUCUGGGCUGAGAAAUAAAAUAACAAAGUAACAAAGAUGUAAAUCAGUAAUCUUAUGUAAUGGAUCAGCAUUUAAAUUUCCAACACAGUUUCCGAGACGUAAUUCAAGAGGUAACUUAUCAUUGCAUUUGAACUAUUACAUCAGUUGGUGUUAUGCUGUGCGAUAAGUGAAUAUUAUUGGAAAGAGGGCCUCCAUAUACGUUGAAAUCACGAAAUCCACUUCGUCGUAUGUUUACAGAGUUGAUUUUAUACUUUGGGACUGAUCCUUGUCUUUGAUAUGAACAUUUAUUCUUAUAUAGUUUAAGGUUAUUUAAGAUUGGUCUUGUCGUAGGCUAAGUCUUCUACCAGCAACCCCAAUUAUUGCAUCGACAAUAUUUCAUUUUAGCGUUGUCUUUGCCGUUACGUUAGCUUCGCGUUACUUUUGUUUUAAAUACCUUGAUCGCGUUAAAAGAGUUAUUUUUCAGGCCAGUGACAUAGCCAAUGACUUAGCAUUAACUUCCUUGUGAUUUUAUAGAGAUCUCGCUAGAACUGAGGAUUUUAGAGAAAGCGUUAUCUGUACCUGCUCAAAGUUGUACUGACUACUGAGACAAGAUAUGUUGUCUACGUCCAACACGCAUAAGAUUACAUAACUCAAAAUGAUUCGAGCAAAACAGUCUUUUGAUAAAAGGAAGACUGGUUAAUAAAACUGAUUGGUCCUUUUGAGUGACAUAAUCGUGUGUCGUCAUCGAUUCGCGUCGUUGAACAAUGAAAAAUUUGGGUGAAAUUAUUGAAGAUAAAAUAGCAGUUUGUGAGAAAACUGCGGGUCUACGGAGCGGGAACUUUCGGAUUUGAACUCAGCGUGCUUGAAAGUGUUCAGUAGUUCCCGUAAAAAUAUUUCAGAUCCAAGACAUGCUAAAUGAAAGUGAACGAUAUCGGCCGCAGCGGACGGUCUAUACUGUAUGUAUAGGUUAUUUUGUUCGUGCUGCCUUGUGCACCAUCAACUUCCUUUUCUUAUCCAGACGAUGCGUACUUCCGUGGAAACCGUUAUAUUUUAAACAAUGAUAUUGCAGUCAUGCUCUUGUUUGAUUCAAAGGGUAAAAUUGCCGGCAUACAGAAUGGCGUAAGUAUACACUAGAUCUAUUUAAAAUCCAGCAUGAUUUGAUUCACUGCAUAUGUGACAACUUUAUUGGGACCAUUAAAUUAAGUAUAUAAUUAAUGAGUAUAUAAUGUAUUAUUAAAUAUUGGCAGAAAAGCUUUGAUUGAGACUAUAUAUGCAUGCUGUGAAUCCUCGAUCAUGCAGGAUCGCUUAUCACAUAAGCUCCCUUUGAUUACUUUGAAAGGAAGAAUCCAUCAAGCCCCUCUCCACUACACUUUCUCUCUUUCACAAAAAACAGAGGUGUACUGCAUGAUAAUAAUCGUUGAUUGGCCUGGAAUUUCACACUAGCCCAUUGAACAUUGCUAAAAAAGUACAAUCCCAUGCAGUGCCUCUAAUGUACGUUUGUGGUGGAGUGCACGAAUUUUCCCACAAAAGAGAAUGGUCUGAGGCGUUAUAUUGAACGUGGUUUAGUUGGUGCGGUUUACGCUUCUAAUUACAAGAACAUAUCUCAUCUGGUAAUAUUUCAAUGCAUCAUCUGUAUCUAAUUUCAUAAUCUAAAGAGAAUAUUUACAUGUCGUUUUAAUGUUGUGAUAAUGAGGAGUCCGGCAACCCCUACGUUCCACGCCGAGGAAAUUCCCUUAACAACUAUCAAGUAAAGCUAAUAAAUCUGACAAAGUAAAGAAAUUAGUGAAAUAGAGGUAGCUAAACAUUCAAUCAAAUGAAUGCCAUUAUCAUGAAACCAAUAGCAACCAUUAUACAGGUAUUAGAAAUGGAGGUAGCUAAAUUAUCAAAUGAAUCCAUUAUGUGAAACCUAUACCAGUCAUUACCAGUUCUUAUUACCAGCUGCUUAUAUCUAUAUAUCUUAUUUUCCUGGUACAUUAUACUAGGUUCCAAAAUCAGGUGCAACAACUGACUUUUUUAAGAAACCAUAUUGGGUAGAAGAUGGUUCUAUGUUAGUUGUUUCAGCGUACUUUGUCGACCCCAAAGUGAUUUGUGCUGGAGGAAGAGAGGAGUCUGACUAUCUGGGAGAUUCCUUGUACAUUCAAAAUGGAGCUAGCCCUAGCUCAGUUAUGGAAAUUCCCCUAAAGGAAAAAGAUGUCGGAAAAACAAAGUGGGUUAACGGGAAAUGUGUUUAUGCAAUGGGUAAGUUCUAUCCACGCGGCCUAUCCAGAAACGGUUCGGCAUUAGGCAAAAGACAACUUCAUCAUCAUGCACUGAGACCGCAUCGUACAAAAGUGUUUUACCCGUGUUUUUACAGGUUUUUGUACGAAAAUUUUUUUUGACCUUAAUUUAACUUGUCUUUGUCUGGAAAUUUUUUUAUGACACCCUUUUUUUUGAAAUGUCCGGGAAAAAAUGUUUUCUAUUGCAUGAGAGUCCUCCGCACUAGGGCUUAAUUAAGUUUAUAGUGGUUACAGAACACCUUUGAGUGUUAAUUUUGCCUAACGCCUUUUUUUUACUGGUUUCCAUGAAAGCAUUAGACUGGUUCUACUAUCUGACCAAGUUUGAACGAAAAAUGUUGAAAACUCGCAAAGUUAUUUAAUAAAAUACAUUUCGCUGUAAUAAGAAAAACAUUGAAAAUGUAAUAUUCAAAUUCAAUUUUCUCCCGAAGAAUUUUACGGCAAUUACUGAUUUUCAAACGAGUUGUUCUCCUGCGGGUUUUAACGAAUUUUUCUCAAAUUUUCACAGGACAUAGCUACAGACGUCAGUUUCAAAAUUGUGUUCGGCUUUUUUCUAAUUUUGGAUAUUUUAAUAAUAAGGAGCAAUUCACUCAAACGAUUCCGAAAUAUAUUGCAGUCGUCAAAGAAAUUGCCAUAUCAGCGGAAUGACGAAAUAAACAAAAAUUUCCGAACACAAUUUUUUAGAACAACUAUUUUAUUGUAGGCCUAUGAAAAUUAUAUUUUCAUAAAUAUAUCUUAAAACCAGCAGGACUGACAUAACUCAAAAGCGUAAAGGUACCGCGAUUUAAGAUUUUCCUGAAUAAUUCUUAUAUUAUUUUAUUGUUUGUCAAUUUUACAACUUUACCAUAUUUUGCAUGCACUGGAGAACAUUUGGUAAAAAUUUGAUGAAAAUCGGACUGAUAUUGAGCGCGCAGUAGCAAUUUUCCGAAAAACGCCCAAAAGGUAUUCUGUAAGUUUAAGAUUGCAUUGCUAUAUAUUUCUUCUCAUCUUCACUUGAACAGGACAGCAUUACUGGUAUGACAUUUCCAAAGGGAUGAACUGCGAUGACUACUUCCCGGCCUUUUUGCUUUACAAUGGUGGCAAACUGAAUGCAUUUGGUUGGGCAACAAUGGGAGAUUUCAAGAGCGAUCGAUAUGAGCAUCCUCCAAGCUUUGCACUAGGGGUGACUAUAUUUAAAUUUAAUUUUCAUUAUUUUGGGCUUCUAUAAGUUUAAACAACAGGUAUUAACGUGCAUGUAUUUCAUUGAUGAUUUCAACUUAAUUUUAACACGGUGGUCAUUUAUGUUUGGUGAUAACGCACCGUACUCUCGCGCUUGGAUUAUCCGCCAUUUCUAGGUCUACGAAAUGCAAAUGCUUAUAUAAGUGCCAGUUGUGCGUACAAUGCUAAACUUUGAAAAGUCGCUUUUCACAUUGUUUUAAUAGCCUAGAUUCUUUUACGAGAGGAAGACACUAUACCCAUUGAACUGAAUAUAACUGGAACGCUACCUCCAACCAGAAAUUUGAAGCCAAACUUGAAGGCCAGUCCCAUGCAGUCUUUUCACGCAUGCGAAGAGCAUUCAAUUAAUCUAUCAUGAUAUAAACACGCGGGUCUGGGGGUCAGAUUUUGGUUUCAAGAAAUCGAUAGGCAGUUUAUCUGAAGUUAUAGCGUUCCAGUUACCGAUUCAUUUUAAUGAUACUACCCGGCCACAAAUGGCGGAUAUAAUCGGCCCGCGUGAAAACACCUGUAGACACCUGGUAGACCGUGGACCUAUUAAAGCGUUGUAAUUAGAGAAAACUAUGCAAUCAAUUACCCAUUUUAAAAAUUGCACGAAGUUCAAUAAAAUUUUGACUGCUUUUUGUGCGAACUUUUAAAAUGGAUCGAAAUUAAGUAUUAUACUGUAUACAGCCUUAUACUUGCAUAUAUGUAGCUUCGUCAAAACGGUUUGCGGUACUCUUCAAUUUGAGCGGAAAGUGAACUUAAAGUUUUGUCAAUUAGCAGGACUUUAAUUAAUAUCAGUCGUUAUUUCCUUUUUCGUUGAUUAUUAAUGAUUUACAGUCAAUCAAAGUUUACAUGAUAUGAACAUGCAAAAGAAUGAUUAUCAUCAUGAUUGUCUUAGCGUAAGAAGAUCUAAAUAUACAGGUUGUCCACGUCGUCUGCAAGUCACUCAGUUGUGACGAAUACCUUCCCCAUGUAAAUUAAUUAAAUUGAACUCCAUUGACAUCCUAUAUCUGGAUCUUUGUUCACGAACCCACCAUAUGAUGACAACCUUUCUUACAUGCACUGCAGUUAUAUUUCAAACCAGUCUACUUGUAAUUAACUCCAGAAUUAGUGAGAUUUAGAGGGAAAUUGUAGUAUCUUUCAGAGGAGUCAAAUGGGAACUGGAAUUUGCGUAUUUUUGGACUGGAAAAAUGAGAUUUGGGUUACUGGGACUGGGAAUGAAAUAUUGAAAUACACAAAUACCAUUAAAACGACAGUUGUAGUUGGACAUUUUAGAGUGAAAUAACUUUAUGAACAGCUACAGAGCAAUUUUUGAUUGAGAAUUUGUCUGUAAAAGUCCAGGGAAAACCGACUUAUGGCUCAAUGAGGUCAUUUUUCUGCUAUUCGGUAAGUCAGUCGUAUACCUUUUUCUUGGCAAAACCAUAGUUCUAAAGAGGACAAUUGAACACAGAAUUGUGUUAAAAGUCAUCACAUAGAUGAACUGUCUACCUGCUCUGGGAUUUUCUGUAAAUUUCACAGUGGGACUGGGAUUUGAUAUAAAAAAGGGCUGGGAAAUGGGAUUUAGAGAAAAGGUGUGAGUGUCCUGCAUGUUAUACCCAGGACCAACAUGUUAGUUGGCUACUUGGCCUACGUUAAAAAUUGAAUAGCGAUUCUCUAAGCGAAUAAUCUUGACCAAGAUAAAGGAUCGAACAAUCCAGUUUCACCAAAAUACAUUUUUAUUCCGUUUUAUAGGGUUUCUUCCAGAAGGCCACCAUGCCAACAUGCAUUUCGAAAGUUCCGAAGUUGUCAACGAUUCACAUUUACUUACAACACCGUCCUUAUUUUAACCUGUGUUGAUACAGACCGUAUACUGCAUGUAAUGUUCUUAAUUUGCUUGAAAUAAAAUAUGAAUGUUAACAUCCUUUAUCAAAAUAUGGAAUUCUAAAAUAUAAACUACCUAUACCUACCUUGCUACCUAAAAUGUUUAUAAAAUCUAUCCAAAAAAGGGGAUAUGGCAUUACAUAUGCAGAGUAUACUGCAGAGAAUAAUUCGCCGUCACAGUUUCUU
Paramuricea clavata is the source of this 7152-nucleotide messenger RNA. The record is from the annotation of a GenBank genome assembly. NCBI's taxonomy places the organism in Eukaryota, Metazoa, Cnidaria, Anthozoa, Malacalcyonacea, Plexauridae.